Fusarium vanettenii 77-13-4 is the source of this 1230-nucleotide messenger RNA. RefSeq lists its product as uncharacterized. The record is from RefSeq and is a predicted model, not a curated record. Bases 1 to 1230 code for a protein of 409 amino acids. The transcript has 3 exons. Gene Ontology annotation, biological process: epoxide metabolic process. Gene Ontology annotation, molecular function: epoxide hydrolase activity. Lineage: Eukaryota; Fungi; Ascomycota; Sordariomycetes; Hypocreales; Nectriaceae.
AUGUCAGACAUCAAGCCUUACCAGAUUCAUGUGUCCGACUUUAGAGUCGAUAGGCUCAACCAGAAACUUGCCUUGACAGACUUUCCCAGUCAGAAUUAUGAUCCAACAUCUGCCUCGUGGAAGCUAGGACCUCCUGUGAAUGAGAUCGAGCGACUGGCAAGGGUGUGGCAGUCAAGCUUCGACUGGCGCCAGGUUGAAGCACGCCUCAACCAGUUGCCUCAGUUUACCGUCCCGAUCGAAACAGCUGACUUUGGGGCGUUUGACGUCCACUUUGUGCACAAACAGAGUAGCCAGGCGCAUGCCAUCCCGCUCCUCUUCCUGCAUGGCUGGCCCGGCAGCUUUUACGAGGUGUCAAAGAUCAUCGACCCUCUGGUGCAGGGUGAAUCACAUGAGGAUCAGGUAUUUCAUGUUGUUGCACCAAGCCUGAUUGACUUUGGGUUCUCCUCGCCAAGCAAGGUAUGUGGGUUUGAGUUUGAACAUCAUGCAGACGUUUAUGACAAGCUUAUGCAGAAGCUCGGGUACGAUCGUUAUGUGAUCCAGGCUGGAGAUGUUGGAUGUCUGGUCAUGAGAUACAUGGCCAAACUGUACGGUCCUUCACGAUGCAUGGCUUGUCACACAAACACGCCCGUACCCAGAGAGCCGACAAAAGACACCCACCCGGAGUUGCAUGCAAAGACCUCGGCAACGCAGCUCACAGAGACUGAGCAAAAAGCUCUGGAGCGUACGGGAGUCUUCUAUAAUGAGGGCAGUGGAUACUAUAAACUACAAUCUACGAGACCCUUCACCAUCGGUUACUCGCUGAGAGACAGUCCUGUUGGUCUCCUGGCAUGGAUCUAUGAAAAGCUUCGAGAGUGGAGCGAUGACUACCCGUGGAGUGACGAAGACAUUCUCACCUGGGUUAGUAUUUACUAUUUCUCGACGCCUGGACCAGAAGCCACCAGCAAUGUGUACUAUGCGAUAGAACAUGGCGAGCUGCCAGCGUUUGCUGUCGCCGCCGAGUAUAUGGAUGUACCACUGGGUAUUUCUCGGUUCUCUAACGACCUCGUGCUUUUACCCAAGUUGUGGAAUCAGACUCUUGGUCCAAUAAUGUAUGAAGCUGACCAUGCAAAGGGUGGUCACUUUGCUGCUUGGGAAAGGCCGGACGCAAUCGUUCAGGACUUGCGUGCUAUGUUUGAGUUGUUCAAACAUGGCCGUGAAACGUAUGUGGAUGGUAUGAGGAAGAACGAGUAG